Molecule: messenger RNA, 8893 nt
Organism: Microplitis mediator
Lineage: Eukaryota; Metazoa; Arthropoda; Insecta; Hymenoptera; Braconidae
Gene: jing
Product: 1-phosphatidylinositol 3-phosphate 5-kinase
Exons: 8
Coding region: 351-3383 (1010 amino acids)
Biological process (GO): regulation of transcription by RNA polymerase II
Cellular component (GO): ESC/E(Z) complex
Source: RefSeq, a predicted model, not a curated record
UCAGCGAGUGAGCGUCGUCGUCGUGAGCCAGCAGAAACACACAUCGAGUGGUUGUGGCGCGGCCCCGGUGUGUACUCUACUGUGUGUGUGUCGCCACGGUGAGGAUUUGUUAACAAUAACAAUACAUUCAUAAUAAAUAAUAUUUAUUUAUUAUUUAAAUAUUUAAAUAUCAACAAUAAAUUUAAAUAUCAGCAAUAACAUUAAUAAUAAAAAUAAUAAUAAUAACUUUUGUUACCGUGGUAAUAUUGAAACAAAUAAUAAUAAUAAUAAUAUAUACAUCAUAUAUAUAUCUAUAUCUAUAUAUUUGUGUGGGUGAAAUAGUGUGCGUGGUCAUAUAGGGCCUUUUCAAAAUGGCAGACAGGCGGCCCGCGGAUGAAGCCGCGGCCACCGACCUGAGUGACGAUAGUCGCGUGCUCCGUGAACGACACAAAAAACGCGUGGUAGAAAAUAAUAAAAUAACGACGAUCAUGACGACGACAGUGAUGACAAAUUGUUCAAGUAGCAAUAAUAUUAAUAAUAAUAAUAAUAACUGUGGUGAUGGUGGUGAUUAUUGUAGUAGUAGUAGUAGUAGUAGUAGUUGUGGUGAUGCUGGUGAUUCAGUGUCGGUUUUAUUUGAUGUAAAUAAUCAUCGGUAUCAUCAUCAUCAUCAUUACAAUAAUUCACGAUGUAUUGUUGGUACAACGCAAUGCAAUAAUAGUGAUAAUGAUUGUGAUUUUCAUAAUAAUCAUGAUAAUAAUAAUCAGAGUAAUAAAAAUUGUGAAUUGAUUAAAAAAUUUGUUAGUAGUAAAAGUGAUAUGUAUGAAAAUAGUGAUGAGGAAGAGGAAGAUGAUGAUGAUGAAGAGGAUGAUGAUGAUGAUGAUGAGCAGGAAGAGUAUGAUGAUGAUAUUGUACGUAAGAAUAAUAUCGAUCGUGAAAAGAUAAACAAGGCGGGGAUUUUGAAAAAAUUGUCUGGGAAACCAACACAAGGUGAUAAAUUAAUGGAGGAACGUAAGAGAAAUAUGGUCUUGGAUUUGGAGCGACGUGUGACUAAUGAAAAUUGUAUGGAGGAUAUUGUGGUUUUGAGAGAAUACGGAGCAUCUGGUGAUUGUAAAGCAGAUGGCAAUAGAGAGUCGAAUUCGACAUCUUCAUUGACGAUGGUGGUCGAUGCUGCUGCGGCUGCUGUUGCAGUUUCAGCGAUUCCUGAAACUGUUAAAGACUUGCAUCAGCUAAAGCUUAAUAAUCAGAAUCAGCAGCAACAGACGAAAAAAUCGUUGCCGAGUGAUAUUGAGGUUGUUGCUAGGUUCGGCUCUUUUAAGGGACAGAUCAGACCCGCUGAAGACACCCUUGUUGGACCCUGCGGCAAGAAGCGAUGCGCCGAUCGAUACGACAGUUCUGAGAGCUCCGACAGUGGUGUCGCAGUAUCAUGUGGAGAAUGCAGCAGCAGUGGUACGAGCGAUAUAACCGAACCAGGGUCACCAUGCAGCACAAGUAGUGACGAAGGCGUUGCGAUUAAUGGUAAAGCGAGUCCACUGCCAUCACUGACCAAACUGGCACCGCAGAGUUCGACUUUGUUAAAUGGGACCAGGCCCCAGUGGCCCUGGACCCCGCCACUUGCAGCCACUGCCUGCUCAACCUUCAAAAGACUCAAUAGUGAACCCGAAGUAGGAACACUGCCAAAAGUUGCUGCCGCUGACCCAAUAGUACGCAGCACUAAGACCUCUAAUAAACUUCAAAAUAAUCAACAUCAUCAACACGAAUCGCAGGGGAAGAUAACUGAGUACUUUAAGACUCAGAUAAAACCACAGCAAUUUAAAUCGAAGAAAAAUUCAUCAGACAUGUCUGUAAUGGUAGCAAAAAAUUCCCCGGAAUUCCGUCGACCUCUCACAGUCCAACGUAAUAAAGGAGGCAUAGCAAAGUACCUGGGUGUGGUUACGCCGAACAGUAGAUCUGUCGUUAAUGACUGGGAUGUAAAAUCAAUUUCGAUUUCAUCCCAGUCAGCAAACAAAAAAUUAUCAUCAGUAACACCAAGGGUCAGUGUAAUGAAAUUAGACAAAAUUUUUGCUAACAAAACAUUACCCAGCUUGCCAAUAUCAAGCGACGUACUGUCGAGUAUUCCUGGACGUAAGAUAUCGUCAUUAAGACUGACCGGGGAAGCGAGUCCUAAACCUAGCGGAGAAUCGCCACCUUCUACACCAACACCGACUUUAGAAGCCAGUGAAUUAAACGUUGACUUUGAUAAGAAAAUUCCUAAACCAAUAGUCAAUGAUAGUAACAAAAAUUUAACGAGUACAUGUUCUAAUAUUAAUAAUAACUGUAACAACAACAAUAAUAAUUGUAGUAACAAUAACAAUAAUAACAACAACACCAACAACAACAAUAAUAAUAAUAGUAGUAAUCAAGGACUCAGUUUUUUGCGAUUCUCGCAGUCCGGUUUAUUUGGAACUAGAGAAAGUAAAGUUGAACCGGCUACUGUUAGUUCAAUGAAAGAAGACGACGAUGAAGAAGAAGAAGAAGAAGAAGAUUCCUCGAGAAGUAGUGAAUCGAAACCUUCGAGCUCACCGAUUCUUUCCACGCCGACUACCAUAAGAUUUCCAGCCCGAGUACCGACCAAAAAUGGGGCGCGAGCUUCCGACAGCGGAGUUUGUAGAUGGGACAAGUGCGGGGCCAUCUUCGAAUGCAGCAGCGCUUUCUUUGAACACUUACAAACGGCGCACAUCAACACACAAACUGGCGGAGAUAAUUUUGUUUGCAAUUGGCAGGGUUGUAAAGUUCAAGGCAGAACUUCCUGUUCAAGAAGAUGGUUAGAGAGGCACGUUCUUUCUCAUGGUGGAAAUAAACCGUUUAGGUGCAUCGUCGACGGAUGUGGCAACAGAUUUAGCUCACAGAUAGCUUUAGAGAGACACGUUAACAACCAUUUCAAUCAGUUUGAGACGAAUAGCAACAGCAGCAGACGAAGUUGUGAAAAUGGCGGUAAAUUAGUUCGUAGAAAUGGAAAGAAAUUGAGAUACAGGAGGCAGCCGUGGUCAGCGAGGUUAUUUGAUUACUUUGACACCGGAGUGAUGGAGGGCCUUCAACAUAGAUUAUUAGAAUUAGCCAAGUCAAGAACUCAAGGUCAGCUGGCAAGCACACCUGGAAACUCAAUGGCCCUAACUAGUCAAGUCUUAGCUAAGAGAGUCGAAACAGAUGGAAAAACUAAAGUGUUGUUGCGUUGGUACCCCGAAGACAUAACGCCAGACGAGUGGGUCCUUGAGUCUGAGGUAAUAAGCAAAAAACACAUAGACAUACGUAAAGCAGCAACUACCUCUAUAGACGAGGUAAGUUACGUUUUAUAUCCCGCCGUACAAGGAGGAGCGCCACCUGUAACACGAGUAAAACAGCGCCGAAAACCGGUUAAAAAUUCGUGAUAAUCAAAUAAAUAUAUAAAUCAAUAAAUAUAUACACUCAUAUAUAUACAUAUACAUAAAUAUAUAUCUAUAUAAGAAGAAAAAAAAUGUCUCACGCCUUACGCUAGAGCUAAGACACAUCACGUAUAGAGAAGCUAAAAAAAUUAAUUUAUGACUGAGUGACAAAUAUUUUUUUUUAAUUUCAUUUAUCACGAUGACUCAUAACUGCCAGAUUAAUUUGCAUUUCACCAAUAAUGCGAAUUAAUAAAAACAUAUAUAUAUUAUAUAUAUAAAACAAGACAAAUAAAUUAAUAAAAAACUGCUGAGGAACAUCAGUGGAACACACAGUGGAGUAAAUGGAAGCAAACAUCUAUUUGGCUGAUAUUUAAAAUAAAAUCAAUCAAGAAUCAGCGACAUCGAUUCUUAAAAUUAUUAUUUUAAUCAAGAAGAAGAAGAAAAAGAAGAAGAAGAAUAAUGAAGAUUUAAAUUAACCUGAUUAUGUUUUAAAUCUGAUAUUCUAAAUGUUACAUUAGCACUCUAAGGUCCUAACUUAUAUAAUUACUAUAUAAAUUUGGCCUGUAAAUAAUUAUGUGAGAUUGAGUGAUAAUUAAUCAAUGUAAUAGUUGAAAUAAUUUGAUAAAUAUGUAAUUUAAAUCGCCUUUAAUCAUUGAUUAAAAUUAUAUGUUUAAUCUGUGAUUUAAUCCAUAGCCGCAGGUAAGUCUAGAAGUGUAAUAUUUGGUCCGAAUAAGUGCCUCGCUGUUGGAUCGUAAAGGUCGUUAGUAAAACUGUCUGUUAAAUAAAAUACGUGGGCAGUAUGAAGAAAAAAGAAAUGGUUAUUAAAAAUAAUAUAAAUAAAGAAUGAAUGAACAAAAGUGCUGCAGAAUUUUGUUAAAAUUAUACCAAUAAUUAAAUGUUAAUAAUUAGCAUAUAAUUAUAGUACACAAACAAAAUAAUCACUCUGGUGGCCUUAUGUACCAUUUGUUAUUCAAAAAAAAAAUAAUACUAAUACUAAUAAUAAUAAUGAUCUUAGACACUUCUAGACUUACCUAAUUUUUGUUAUAAAUUGAGAGGAUUUAUUUUAAAAUUCACUCAGUUUUGACAAAAAUUAAUCACCUAGGGUUUUUUAAUUUAAUUAAUUAAAUUAUGCAGAUUACACAAGUCGUUAAUAUUUGACGAAAGAAAAAAUAUUUGGAAAAAUUGAAACUAAGUUUGAGGCUGAUUACCGCGAGGUUUUUUUUUAUUUAAAUUAUUAAUUUUAUGAAGAUUUCUACUCCAUUAGUGUUCUCUGAUAUUUAUUUUAUUUUUAUUUUUAAAAAAGUACAGCAUAACAAUGCAGGUAUAUGAUUAUAGUUGAUAUUUAAAUAAAAUUAUUUUUUUAUUUAUUUUUAAGUUACACGGAAAAAAGGAUUUCUUGGCGCGAGAAAAAUUUUUCAUUAUCAAAUGAAAACAAAAAUUUUAGCAGGACUAGAAAAAUUUCUGAGCACAAGAAAUUUUUUCUCGCCUCAACAAAAUUUAUGUUUUAAAUUCAUAAAACAAACAGAUUUGUAGAGCAAAUAAAAAUUUUCUUGGGACGUGUAAAAAUUUUUUUUAUCAAAAAUUUUUUUUCUCGCCCCGAAAAAAUUUUUCUUACCUCAAUAAAAUUUUAAGUUUCAAUCAGCGGCUGAGUAGCAUCGAACAUGAUCACUACUUGGCUAGGUGACCGUUUAGCUAGACGUCGGGUUCGAACAUUUCUGAUCGUUAGUCGCGGGAUAAAGAUCCAGGGAUUGGUAAAUUGGGAAUUUUAUCGAUCACUGGAGCUUCAGCCAAACCGAAACUAUACUGGCUAGGUUUUCUCUGGGAUCUUUCUAGCCACUGCACUUCCAUUGCACAAGGGACGUUGUAGGGCAUCACCGUAAUAGUGCAGUACAGUAUAAGCACAAGUCGGGCCACAGCCACACAAUGAAGGCAGAAGGAGAAGUAAAGCAGUUUGCGAUAUAAAAGCAAAAAGUGUAAAAAGCCAAAGAGGCUAUACACUGCAACAAUUAAUAAAUUUAAAUUUUAGUUUUCAAUUCAUAAUUCAAACAGAUUCUUAGGGUACAUAAAAAUUUUCUUGAUUUUUUGCUUCAAAAAAAUUUUUUUCUCGCCUCAAGAAAAGUUUCGUUUUAAAUUUAUAAAAUAAACAGUUUCUUUAGGGGUAACGGUAACCGAUUUUCAAUUCGAUUUAAUUUACGGACAAACACUAGAAACCUAAAAUAGAGAGUCUUUAGGGUUUUUUAAAACCUUAACAGUGGACUAGAAAUUUCGUAUUUCCAAAAAUUCUAAUUCGUCUCCGAGAAAAAUUGUUUUAAAAUUCUCAUUUACUCAACGAGUGCAACAAAAAUAGUCCCGUUUAUUUUUCUGAGUGUGAGAAAGAGGCCCGGUAGCGUAUCCUUUAAGGAAAAUAAAAAUUUUAUUCUGACAAGUAAAAAUUUUUUGUUUCAAGAAAUUUUUUUUCUCGCCUCAGAAAAAUUUUUGUUUUCUAUUUAUAAUGCAAAUAGUUUCUUAAUGUAAAUAAAAAUUUAGUUGGGCAACUAAAAAUUUUUCGCGCCAAAAAAUCCUUUUUUUGUGUAUAAAUUUUCAUAUGAAAUUUAAGUAUUAAAAUUACAUUUCACUGCCUAAUUUGAAACUUGUGAUAAACGUAGUUACCGAUAACAUUAUUUGCUCAAUAAUAAUAUUAUUUAUUAAUAAUAUAUUAUUUGAUUUUCUAUUGAGUUGUUCAUUCAUAGUAAGAAAUUUAUUUUUUUUUUUACAAAACAAACUGCGUUAUGCUGUACGAAUAAAUUUAAAAAAAAAUGAGCUGAUAAAUUAACCUUGUAAAAAAAGGUGAUAAAUAUAUACCAAGGCUGUGUUUAAAUUUUUCCACGCCUCAAGCUGGGGUUAAAAACUAAUGGACAAAGCAUCAGUUAAAUACUAAUAUUUCGUAUUUAAAUUUAAAUCAAGUAACGAUCGACGAUUGAUUAUUGGCUGAUUAUCAUUUUAUUCAAGAACGUAACCUUUUUAUAAAAAUAUAUAAAUAUAUAUAUAUAUAUAUAUAUAUAUUAGUAGUAGUAAUUAAAGUAAUUAAUGAAUUGAAAUAUUAUUAUUUUAUUGUAAAUUUAGUAAACAAAGUGCUUACGUUCUUGGACAGAUUACGAUAAUUUACGAUGGUGACAAUGUACACAUAUGUAGUUCAGCUAAGAGUUAUUUGUAAAAUAUAAGUCGAUUAAGAUUAAGAAUUUACGAAAAAGAUAUAGAGUGAGUACAGAAAAGAAAGAAAACGAAAAAAAAAAGAAGUGAAUGCAUGAGAGUGAGAAUUAUUGUUUAAUAAAAAUAAAAAAACGUUAAUGUCGACGUUGUUAUUAGACAAUAUAUAUGUAGAUACAUAUAUAUAUGUGUGUGAUGGAUAAAACAGACAUGUACACACCAGCUAAGGUACACUGCCAAUACGUGUAAUUUAUAAUUAAAUAAUUAAUGAAUUAAUUGAGUAAUUAAUUAAUGAUAAUAAUUUGAAAUAAUUAUAAACGAUUAAUUAAUAAAAUUUUGUCCGCGUUUAUGGGCCCGAAUUACGAUUAAUAAAACUGCGAUAAAAUGCUCGAUUAUUAAUUUUAAGUACGCGAUUAAAUGCAGCCUCGGUCAUUUUUUUAUUUUUUAUUUUAGAUUUUAAUAUUAGAUUUUUUUUAGUUUUUUUUUGUAAAUAAGUUGUCGUACAAAGGCAUGCGUGCAGCUAAUUAACGCUUAUUACGCAUGUAGCGUAAUCUUUCGACUCUUGUAGAGUCUGUUUUUUUUUUAAUUUUAUUUUAGUAAUUUUUCUUCCAUUUAAAAAAAUAAAAUUUAAAAAUGAAAGGCUGCCACGCACAAUUUAACCCGACGCCGAAAUAAUUUAAAUAUUAUAGGGUAAUUUUAGAUAAAUUAUUAUUACUGAUUAGAAAGCCUCUAUGUAACGUCACUGCCAAAUUAAUGCUGCCUAGUAUUUCUUUUUUUUUAUUAAUGUUUUGUCGUUUUACAUUUGGUUGGUUAUUAUUUUUUUUUUUUUUCAGUAACUAAGGUGGUUUGAUCGUAAUAUUUGUAUUGUUAUUGAUUGUUACAUUAGUUUUUUUAUUUGGUGAUGAAAUAAAAAAUGGAGUUGUCAUAAUUUUUAGAAAUUUUAAAUAUUUAACGGAAGUUAUUGGAAAAUAAAUCUAAUUCGAGAGAUGAUUUCAAAUUAAAACCUUUAGAAAAAUAUAUUUUAAUGAAUCGAGUCAAAAUUUUUUUUGAAAAUUUAAAAGUUACUGGUGUAAAAAAAAUUCGUUACAAAAUUUUUCAAGGGAACUUGAAAUUGAACUACAAAAUUGAGACAAUUCUGAACUUUGAGUUAAAGAUUUUUUGAAUUUUUAAAUAAUUUGAAGUGUGAAAAAGUUUCAACUAGUGUUGACUUUUCAUGAAAAUUUCUAAAGUUUUAAAUUUAAGAUUUUGUGAGUUCAUAAUUAGGUCCAAUCAUUAAUUUUUUGGACUAUUUUUGAAAAAGUUAAAAAAAAACUGACCUUUCAAAAAAGUUCUGAUAAAAGUCAGAAAAUUUUCAUAAACAUUUUUUCAAAUUUUUAUUUUUUUUUGCCUCAUCUGAAAACUUUGGGUGAGAGUCGAAAAUGUUCAUAAUUUCAAAUUGACUCCAUCUUUUUUUCAAAGUUCUUAAAAUCCAAAGAAUUUUUAAAUCAAAUUUUUGCUCAAAAGAAAAUUAAAAAAAAAAACGCGCAGGAAAAACCUUCACUAGUUAAAAAUUUUUCAGUUCCAAAAAUGUUCUACUUAAAGUUCAAAAUUGUCUCAAUUUUCAAAGUUUACAGUAGUAGACUUUUUUGAAUCGAAUUUUUGCGACACGGGUAUUAAAAAAAAGUGUAAUUGGUUUUUUGAAAAUAUUUCUAAAAAUAUUGAGUAAUUUAAAAAAAUGUAUGAACUCUUUUUUGUAGAGCUUUAAAUUCUCUACAAAAAAGUUGUCUUGUACUUUUUUCAAAAACUCAAUAGCUAUUGAGAUAUUUGGAGUUGAACAUUAAUCGAGUGUUCUGAACUCCAUUUGACUGUCAAAAGAUUUCAAAAAUAAUUUUUUACGUAUAAUUAAUUCUUUUAAUUCUUAAUGACAAUUUUUUAAUUAACAAUAAAAUAUUGAGACAACUAUUUUAAUAAUUAAAAAACAUUAAUUAGUAAAAUUACUUAUAAAAAUUAAAUUGUAUUAAAAAUGUAAAUAUUAAAUCUCAUAUGUUUUUUUUACUUAAUUAUGAAUUUUUAAUUUUAACAUUAAGUUAAAUAUUUCAUUGACUUUUUUUAAGAUUUUGCCACCUUAGAAUUAAAAUUUUGUCAAUAAUAUAAAUUAGGAUAACUAUAUAUUGUAUUAUAUUCAGAAUCAAGUAAUGCAAUUAAAAAAAAAUCAGUUAAAAUGUCACCUCCCUACUUUAUAUUAAUUGACAAUUUAGUCAUGUCAAUUUUUAAAAAAUAAAUUAUUUAAUUUAUUUUAACGCCUGCAUUCGAACAAAUCAUUUUUUUACUUAUAGUUUAAAUAAAAUAAA